ACAGAAAGAAAGACCAUCGAGCGCGCGCAGCAUCCCGACGACAACGCGUGUUCGCGCGCUGCGAGAGAAGGGAGGGAGAGGAGGAGAGAGAGUGAGAGAGGAGAUUGGGGGGGACAGAGAUAGGGUAGUAAAAAUGAUGGCGACCGAUUCAGUGGAGAUAAGAAACCAAACGAGCCCCUGUCCCAUCCCUGACAACAGUCUCAGCACUCUGUCCAUCAAAAUAACGCGGAAAAACCAGGACAGACACUGGAAGUUGCGGUUUAUUUAUCUGCAGUGCUACUUUUUGACCAUUGCAACAAUACUGGGAACUGGAAUCUUAGGUCUUCCAGUAACGAUAGCCCAUGCUGGACUGGUGCCUUUCCUGUUCUCCUUUAUUGUUGGCUUCUUUGUCCAGGCCUUGCUGAUCUACCUGUUUGUGGAGCUUCUUCAGAAAUGUCAGGUGAUGCAGCUGGAAUCCUUAAAGACAGGUGUUGCAGAGUGUAUAGUCAUGGAUCAGGUGGGUGUGGAGGAUCCAGUUCAUACUGAGGAAGAAGAUGAUGACAGUGAAAAUGCAGAAGCAGAUACAGGUUUACUACAGCCGGAUGCAGCAGCUCUGCAUGACCAAGCCGGCAGUCUGCAGCCGAACCUUCAUCUGCUUGGGCGAAUCUUCCUCUCCCGCCCCAUGAGCCAUGCUUUUAACUGCAUUCUCCUCUUCCAAUUCAUUUCAAUUGGAAUUAGUUAUGUCUUAGCUGGCAGUGAGGCCUACGCUGCACUUCUUAAUGUCAGCCACAUCUAUGUGAUCCCAGUCUUCACCUGGACCCUGACUCUUGCUAUUUUACUGGCCCACACAGUUAUUCAGCCAAUCACUUCAGUGCUCACCCUCCUGAAAGGAAUCCUCCUCAUUGUCACGGUGGCUGUGACAUUUGCAGUGGGGUCAGAGGUCGGCCUUCAGAGCAGCAGUGACUUCAGUCAGAUGGGAAAACCUUUCCUAAUGGGCACAGUGGCUCUGGGUGGGAUUGUAAACGUGAUGCCUCUGCUUUUCUCACAGAUCUCACACAACAGAACACAGAUCCUGUGGUUUCGGAGAGCAGUGAUUGGAGGUCUGACAACCUGCACUGUGCUCAACAUCCUCUGGUGCUGGGCAGUGCUGGAAAUUGUCCCGCAGACAUCAUUCCCAGAGAGGAGGAUGACACCGGAAACAACAACCAGGCCUGACUACAGCAGCCCCUCUGGUCCUCCAUCCUCAGUCUCCUCACAGAAAUACUCUAACAUCUCGCUAGAAGAGUCAGAAAAAGCAGGAGAGAUUGCCACUAUUCCACUGACUAAGAUCAUUAAUGAACGUUACAGGGCUUAUUCAUGGGUGGCUGAGCUGAUCCAGGUGUUUAUAGCCAUCAGCGUCACUGUGUCCUUCCUGGUUAUGGGAUCUGCUAUGAAGCACACCAUCGAUGGUCUGGUGAGCUCACUGUGGAGCAGCAAGCUGGAGUGGCUGACUAAAGCCUGGGAGCCAAAGUUGCCAAAUAAACAGCACAUCUGCUCAGCAAGAAGCGUGGCCAAAGGAUUCAUGUCACUGCUCGGGUUCGUUGUCAUCUUUAUUGUGUCGGUGUGUGAUCCCAGGGGUUUUGUUGUCAUGUUGGACAAAGUUGUGUCGUUCUCCCUCAACACUGAAGUGGGACUGUUUGUCUUCAUCAUGCUGAGAGAAUGCAGAGAGGACAGAUUCCAACAGCUUGCCAUCCCUCUGCCACUGGGCGACUGCGUGUUCAGCCUCAGCUGGCUGCUGCCCACCUACUUCCUGUUUGCAGUAACCUACGACGUCCUGCAGACCCUGGCGGAUCUGGCGCAUUAUCUGCAUUUCUACAACCACGAUCAGGAGCCACACAUUUACAAUCUGACGGGGAGUUUAGCAGCAGCCAAUCUCUCCACCCUCCUCUGAUCUAAGCAGCUAGUUAAGGCACAAACUGGUAGGAGUUAAAAUUGCCAAAAUGACAAGCUUCGCACCUUUGUUUGUUUGUUUUUAUUUGUGCACUGCACUUUCCCAAAAACCGUGUACGUAACAAUCUAACAGUCAGCUGAAGACGGCUCUCUUUUGUUAUCUCACGGUGGCCGUCCUUGCUCAAGUUAGCGACACAGUAGAGAUCAAAAUUUCAGACUGUUUUUUUUUCCUUUCAGUGGCCUUCAUGGCAUAUUAGCUGUAGAUUUAGGACUCAUCUAGGAAGGAAAUAAGGAAGUGUGGACCCAGUGUGUAACUAAAGUGAUCAAAGUUAGAUAAAAGUUUUUGUUGCUAUAAAAUAAUAGACAUCUAAAAAUUACAUUCCUGAUGAUCAAGAACUGCAGAAGCCGUCUUAAUUGGAGCGGCUGGCAGAUCUGCAGCGUGGAUGUUACCAAUUCCACGACUGCUCCGUUUGAUUUCGUCCCGCUGUUUCUUCAUCUCGUCCUCAGUCUGCUAACCGUAGUGGAUUUCUUAGCCAUAGCAUUGUCCUCAGCAGUCAACCGGAGAUUCUCGAUUGGGUUUAGUUCAGGAUUCAGGGUUUGCCAUUUCAUUAUUUCAGGCUUAACAGCUGCAAGGAAGUGCUUUCCCGGUUCUGCAGAGUGAUUACGGAGCAUUGUCUUGCAUAAAUAUUGUUGGCUGAUUAGACGCUGAUGUCAGGGAGGGAAUAAUCUGUGUUGAAGGAGCUUCAUCGGGACAUUAGCAUUCACCUUGCUGAGGGGAUGUGUAAGAGGCUCAAACUUUGCAGCAGAAAACAUCCACCAAACCAUUAACCUCCCUCCUCCAAACUUAACUGGCUUCUUCACACUGGUGUGGGUGCAUUUGUUUUCCAGUUUUAGUGCAGAACAUGAUGCUUGCUGUGUGAACUUAUUAUUAUACCAGUUCCUCUGUGUCCACGUGAUCUGUUCCUCUGCAGAUUUCAGUAUACGCUUUUGAUUUCUCCUGUUUCAUGAUUGGUUUGGUCCCUGCGGGCUUUCAGUCUGAUUUCUGUAUCCCGAGAAAGGACCUUACACCUUUUCAGCCGAGAAUCGGCAUCAGUGUUGAAUCAAAUCUGUACUAAGACUUUUCUCCUCUUCUCCUUCGGCUUGUAUAGACGGCCAGCAUUUUAGAGGUAAACUGUUUGAAUAUUC
This is a messenger RNA of Pundamilia nyererei, 3093 nucleotides long. RefSeq lists its product as uncharacterized. The record is from RefSeq and is a predicted model, not a curated record. Lineage: Eukaryota; Metazoa; Chordata; Actinopteri; Cichliformes; Cichlidae. The transcript is spliced from 18 exons. The coding region runs from base 134 to 1909 and encodes 591 amino acids.